Messenger RNA from Homarus americanus (American lobster), 567 nucleotides. RefSeq names its product skin secretory protein xP2-like. The transcript has a single exon. The coding region runs from base 1 to 567 and encodes 188 amino acids. The record is from RefSeq and is a predicted model, not a curated record. NCBI's taxonomy places the organism in Eukaryota, Metazoa, Arthropoda, Malacostraca, Decapoda, Nephropidae.
AUGGGCGCCGCCGUCCCUAGAAGGGCCCUUGGUGGUGCCACCGCCCCUGUAAGGGCCCCUGGGGACGCCACCGCCUCUGGGAGGGCCCCUGUGGGAAUUACCUUCCCUGGCAGGACCCCCGAGGGUACCACUGUCCCUGGGAAGGCCCCUGUGGGCGCCGCUGUCCCCGCAAGAGCCGGUGUGGACACCAGAGCCCCUGUCAGAGCCCCUGGGGACGCUACUGCCUCUGGGAUGGUACCUGGAAGAGUCACCGCCUCUGGCAGGGCCCCAGAGCGCGUCCCUGGGAAGGCUCCAGUGGGCACCACUACCCCUGGGAGGGUCCCACGGGACGCCGUCGCCCCUGGGAGGGCUCCUGUGGGCACCAAUAUCCCUGGGAGUGUCCAAUUGGGCGCCGUCGUCCCUAUGAAGGACCCUUGGGGUUCCAUCGCCCCUGACAGGGCACCUGGAGGCAUUACCACCUCUGACAGGAGCCCUGAGAGCGUCCCUGUUUCUGGGAGGGCCCCUGAGGGGCACCACCGCCUCGGGCAAUGCCCAUGGUACAUCGCCAGUGGGCGCCACCGUCCCUAG